Molecule: messenger RNA, 822 nt
Organism: Notolabrus celidotus (New Zealand spotty)
Lineage: Eukaryota; Metazoa; Chordata; Actinopteri; Labriformes; Labridae
Exons: 4
Coding region: 88-822 (244 amino acids)
Biological process (GO): response to bacterium
Source: RefSeq, a predicted model, not a curated record
UCCUCCCACUUGAUAUGAUUAUAUCUUGAAGAAUCUGCUUCUUGUCCGAGCUAAUUUUAGUGCUGUCAUAAGUGGACUUACAACAAAAUGCUGACUGUCUUUUUAUCACUUUUGCUGCUCCAACUGAGUCGGUGCACAGUCGGUGAGAACUAUGAGACAAAGACUGUCAAUGUUGGAAAUGAUGUGACUUUAUCUUGUCCUCGCAAUAACUCUUGGCUGUCAACACAUGUAUUUUGGUUCAGGCUUGUUUCUGAAGAUUUGCCUGAAAUUUUGGGAGGAACUUUUUUCUUUGACAAUGAGGAUGUUAUCAAAACUCCUCACUACACAGCAAAACAAGAGCCUGGAACAUUUGCCCUGAUUCUCAGUAAAACACAGCUCAGUGAUACUGGACUUUACUUUUGUGUUAAACAAACUCAACUUGAAGUUACACUUUUAAAGGGAGUGUUUCUGAGAGUUAAAGAACCAGGACCUGACAUCACCACAGUCAUUCAAGACAUUUCACCUGAUCCAGCCCGUCCAUGGGACUCAAAGACUCUGCAGUGUUCAUUCCUUUAUGAUCCUGAAAAUAAACCAUGUUCAGGAAAACACAGAGUAUUCUGGUUCAGAGCUGGAUCAGAUGAAUCCCGUCCCAGUGUCAUUUACAGUCAUGGAAACAGAAGUGAUGGAUGUGAGGAGAGUUCUGAGGCUCCCUCUCUGCAGAAAUGUAUCUACAGCUUCUCUAAGACCUUCAGCUCCUCUGAUGACGGGACGUAUUACUGUGCUGUGGCUGCAUGUGGGGAGAUAUUGUUUGGAAAUGGAACAAAGCUUAACAUUGAAGAAUGA